Messenger RNA from Trichoderma citrinoviride, 1017 nucleotides. Its product is annotated as terpenoid synthase. The record is from RefSeq and is a predicted model, not a curated record. NCBI's taxonomy places the organism in Eukaryota, Fungi, Ascomycota, Sordariomycetes, Hypocreales, Hypocreaceae. The transcript has 9 exons. The coding region runs from base 1 to 1017 and encodes 338 amino acids.
AUGUCGACAACAGUAACAGUUCUGGAGCCUACCUUGCUGUUGGACACAUCCACAGUCACUCUACAGCUAUCAAAUGUCGAGAAGCCACGCCAUGUCCUGAUUCCGGAUCUAUUCUCCUCCAUCAUGGCCGUUGAGCCUACCAUCAACCCUCAUUACAAUGAUGGCAAGGCUGAAGCAGAUGCGUGGUUCAAAAGUUUGCUGCAAUUGAAAGGCAAAGCAGAGGCGACAUUCAACAAGACAGACUUUGGAUUUGCGGCCGCUGUAUGGGCCCCUUCAGCAGAGAAGGAGAGGUUUCGCACAGUCGUUGACUGGGCAAACUGGGUAUUCUACUUUGAUGAUCAAUUCGAUGAGGGGCAUCUGGCAAAUGAUCCAGCCGGGACGCAGAAGGAGAUUGACUCCAUCCUCGCGAUUCUGGACGACAAUCACACAUUUAGCCAGGCCGAUAAGCCUCUCAUAUAUGCUUUCCAAACUAUCUGGGACAGAAUAAAAAGGGGUGCUACACCAGAAGUACGAGAACGCUGGAAGGAUGCCCACAAGAAAUAUGUCGAGGGAUUAAUCUAUCAAUCAAAGCGGACAAAGCUAGGUUUUGCUGCCGCCUCAACCGUGGACGAGUAUAUGAGCUACCGAAGAGAAACGAUCGGAGUGGUGUUGGCUAUUCGGCUGGUGGAAUACGCUGAGAAUAUCAAGCUCUCUCAAGCUCAGAUUGACCACCCGGCACUGCAACUAUGCACUCGCACGAUAGUAGAUCUAGUGAUUCUUUCAAACGAUAUCUUAUCGUACAAGAAGGAAGUCGAGUUGAACGACGCUGGGAACAAUCUCAUCACGAUACUCAAGGCACAGCACCUCUCCGAUCAGGAAGCAAUGGACGAGAUAGGCAGAAUGCUCGAUGCCUGCUACGAGACUUGGUACAGGGCAGUAGAGGAGCUGCCAGCUUGGGGAGAAGAAACCGACAGAGAGGUGCUGAGAUAUCUGGAUGCCUGCCGCAACGUGGGCCUUGGCAAUCUUCACUGGAGGUAA